CGCGGUGCCUGUAAAGCUUUGCUGACCCAGCGCAGCAAACCUGGAGCGACAACCCUCCCAGCACGGUGCCAGGAGAUCCCGGGGUGCCUCAGCAGACGAGCGGGGGCGGAGACAGGGAGACAGCCGGCCCGGAACCGGCAGGGCUGGCCCGGAGGAGGAGAGCGCUGGGCAUGGCGGCGCCCGCAGCGCUGCAGCGGAGUGUGGUGUCCCCAGCGGGCAGGCACACCGCCUCCCUCAUCUUCCUGCACGGCUCAGGUGAUACUGGUCAAGGAGCAAGAGCAUGGAUAAAACAAAUUUUGAAUCAAGACAUGGCAUUCCAACAUAUAAAAGUAAUCUACCCAACGGCUCCUGCCAGGCCAUAUACACCUAUGAAAGGAGCCUUUUCCAAUGUGUGGUUUGACAGGUAUAAGAUCUGUAAUGACUGUCCUGAACACAUUGAAAGCAUUGAUUCCAUGUGCUGGGGCCUUACAGACCUGAUCAACGAUGAGGUUAAGAAUGGUAUUGCCAAGAACAGGAUACUCAUAGGAGGCUUUUCAAUGGGAGGUGGAAUGGCAAUGCAUUUGGCCUUUAGGUUUCAUCAGGACCUGGCAGGAGUCUUUGCCUUGUCUAGUUUUCUGAAUAAAGACUCUGCUGUUUACCAGGCUUUGAAAAGAAAUGAAAGUGCUCUUCCAGAAUUAUUUCAGUGUCAUGGAACUGCUGAUGAGCUAGUUCUCUACUCAUGGGGUGAAGAGACCAACAAGAUGUUAAAGUCUCUGGGAGUAUCAGCAUCACUUCAUACUUUUCCAAACCUCAAUCAUGAGCUGAACAGAGCUGAAAUAGAAAAAUUAAAAUCCUGGAUUGUAAAGAAAUUGCCUGUUGAAGCACCAAAGGCAAAUGAAUAAAUGAAGAUCCAGCCUCA
Messenger RNA from Pyrgilauda ruficollis (rufous-necked snowfinch), 898 nucleotides. RefSeq names its product lysophospholipase like 1 (gene LYPLAL1). Gene Ontology annotation, biological process: protein depalmitoylation. Lineage: Eukaryota; Metazoa; Chordata; Aves; Passeriformes; Passeridae. The coding region runs from base 171 to 881 and encodes 236 amino acids. Gene Ontology annotation, molecular function: carboxylic ester hydrolase activity; palmitoyl-(protein) hydrolase activity. The transcript is spliced from 5 exons. The record is from RefSeq and is a predicted model, not a curated record. Gene Ontology annotation, cellular component: cytoplasm.